AUGCUUUUUCUUGGAAUUGCGGGUUCGAACAAUGACGUAAACGUUCUUGAUCAGUCACCAAUAUUUCAGGACCUUUUGACGGGAAAGGCAUCGGAUGCUCCUUUCACAGUCAAUGGCCAUGAGUAUAAGUUCGGGUAUUACCUCACGGAUGGAAUAUAUCUAGCAUAUUCCACGUUCGUGAAGGCGUUUCGACACCCGAUAGAACCAAGAGAUAAUUUUUUCAAGAGAAGACAGGAAGGAGCAAGUAAGGACAUGGAACGUGCUUUCGGAGUUCUGAAAGCAAAAUGGCACAUAGUUGAACAUGCGGCACGACCAUAUGAGUUGGACAGACUACGAGAUAUUAUGUAUGCAUGUAUCAUUAUGCAUAACAUGGUGGUUGAAGAUAAAGGAAGAAACAUUGCGGGGUAUUCACCUACCGAACCAAGACACAUUCAAUUUCAACCAGGGACAGCAGAAUACUUACAUAGAGCCGUUGAUAUUCAAGAUCAACGAAAAUACAAACAACUACGAGAAGACUUGGCAGAUCAUAUCUAUGAUGGCAGUGAAGUUUGA
Molecule: messenger RNA, 552 nt
Organism: Lactuca sativa (garden lettuce)
Lineage: Eukaryota; Viridiplantae; Streptophyta; Magnoliopsida; Asterales; Asteraceae
Source: RefSeq, a predicted model, not a curated record